Exserohilum turcica Et28A is the source of this 1880-nucleotide messenger RNA. RefSeq lists its product as uncharacterized. Bases 57 to 1619 code for a protein of 520 amino acids. The transcript is spliced from 3 exons. Gene Ontology annotation, cellular component: cytoplasm. Lineage: Eukaryota; Fungi; Ascomycota; Dothideomycetes; Pleosporales; Pleosporaceae. Gene Ontology annotation, molecular function: manganese ion binding. Gene Ontology annotation, biological process: glucose catabolic process. The record is from RefSeq and is a predicted model, not a curated record.
GAGUUUCGACGCUCGUUUCCACUGCACUUACCGGAUUGGUUGAUCCAUCUGCAAUCAUGGCCAAGGUGGACCAAAAGGCCGUCCUCAUCGUCAUCGACGGCUGGGGCGUUGCGACUGAAAAGUCGCGCAAAGAUGGCGAUGCCAUUCUUGCGGCCGAUACUCCUACCAUGGACGAGUUUGCGCGAGAGGGCUCGUCGACUGCCCAGGGAUACACCGAACUGGAGGCUUCGUCCCUUGCAGUCGGUCUUCCCGAAGGCCUCAUGGGCAACAGCGAAGUCGGCCACUUGAACAUUGGCGCGGGGCGUGUUGUAUGGCAAGACUCCGUUCGUAUUGGCCAGACGAUCAAGAACAACAAGCUCAAGGACGUGGAGAACAUUAAGAAGUCGUUCCAGCGUGCCAUUGACGGAAACGGAAGACUGCACUUUUGCGGUCUUGUUUCAGACGGUGGUGUGCACUCGCACAUGGACCAUCUGAUUGCGCUCCUCAAGGUUGCAAAGGAGCAGGGCGUUCCAGAGGCAUACAUCCACUUCUUCGGAGAUGGCCGAGACACGGACCCCAAGUCGGCUGUUGGAUACAUGGAGACUCUGCUCAAGGCGACCAAGGAGAUUGGUCUCGGUGAGAUUGGAACAGUGGUCGGCCGUUACUACAUCAUGGACCGUGACAAGCGAUGGGACCGUGUUGAGUUGGGUAUGAAGGGCCUGGUGACCGGAGAGGGCGAAGACAGCAGCGAUCCCGUUGCAACCAUCAAGGAGCGAUACGAAAAGGGCGAGAACGACGAGUUUUUGAAGCCCAUCAUUGUGGGAGGAAAGGAGCGGAGAAUACAAGACAACGACACCGUCUUCUUUUUCAACUACCGCUCCGACCGUGUGCGUGAGAUUACGCAGCUGCUGGGCGAUGUCGACCGCUCGCCCAAGCCCGACUUCCCGUACCCCAAGAACAUCCAUCUUACUACCAUGACAUCAUACAACCCCAAAUACACAUUCAACAUUGCCUUUGAGCCUCAGCGUAUGACUGAUGUUCUUGCCGAGACACUGGGAAAGCAGGGCGUGAAGCAGUGCCACGUUGCCGAGACUGAGAAAUACGCUCACGUCACCUUCUUCUUCAACGGUGGUGUAGAGAAGCAGUUUGAGAAUGAGGAGCGCGAGAUGGUCCCAUCGCCCAAGGUGGCUACCUACGAUUUGGAGCCCAAGAUGAGCGCCAUGGCGGUGGCCGACAAGCUCUGCGAGCGCAUCCAAACAGGCAAGUUUGAGUUCCUCAUGAACAACUUUGCACCACCAGACAUGGUUGGCCACACGGGCGUCUACAACGCGGCCAUUGAAGCAUGCACGGAGACGGACAAGGCUAUCAAGAAGGUGUACGACCAGUGCAAAGAGAGCGGAUACGUCUUGUUUGUUACCGCUGACCACGGUAACGCGGAAGAAAUGCUCACUGAAGAGGGCACUCCCAAGACUUCGCACACGACGAACAAGGUUCCCUUUGUCAUGGCCAACGCCCCUCAAGGCUGGAGCCUGAAGAAGAAGGACGGCGUGCUAGGCGACGUCGCCCCUACUGUGCUUGCAGUCAUGGGUCUUCAGCAGCCUGAGGACAUGGACUGCCACAGCCUGCUCAUCAAGGCCUAAGGCAUCGAGGAUGACUUUUAUUCUCUGCCUGAUCAUGGCAUCUCGCUUCUUGUUUAGUUGUACACACAUCUGAGACGAUUACGCUUAUGAUAAGACAUAAGACUUAGAUCAACGACAAUAGAAAUUUGGCCGUCCUACAGCCGUGGCUUGCAUAGCGAUAUCGUCUGUUGGUACGCUACAGUACUCUCGGUGCAGGGUCGCUAGUCUGUCUUGGCAAAGACCAGGGUCAAGUGACUGGCGGGGGAUCGUGUGGACCCCUCC